GACGUCGGAGCAGUGACGGCACACGGCAGCAUGGCGGGCGGCGGGCGCCGGCCCGAGCACCGUGGGCCGCCCGAGCUGUUCUACGAUGAGGUGGAGGCGCGGAAGUACACGCAGAACUCCCGGGUGAUGGAAAUCCAGGCGCAGAUGUCGGAGCGGGCCGUGGAGCUGCUGGGGCUGCCCGAGGACCGGCCAUGCCUCCUCCUGGAUGUGGGCUGUGGCUCUGGGCUGAGUGGGGAUUUUAUCUCUGAAGAGGGGCACUACUGGAUUGGCAUGGACAUUAGCCCUGCAAUGUUGGAUGUGGCUGUGGAGAGAGAGGUGGAAGGAGACCUUCUUCUUGCAGAUGUGGGUCACGGCAUUCCCUUCAGGCCUGGCAUGUUUGAUGGCUGUAUCAGUAUUUCCGCAGUGCAGUGGCUUUGUAAUGCUGAUAAGAAGUCGCAUAGUCCUCCAAAACGCCUUUAUCAAUUCUUCUCAACUCUUUAUACUGCCUUGGCCCAAGGAUCCCGAGCCGUCCUGCAGCUGUACCCUGAGAAUUCAGAACAGCUGGAGCUCAUCACGGCCCAAGCCAUGAGAGCUGGCUUUACUGGGGGAAUGGUGGUAGAUUACCCUAACAGCACCAAAGCCAAGAAGUUCUUCCUCUGCCUCUUUGUUGGGGCUUCUGGCACAUUACCAAAGGGCCUUGGUACUGAGUGUGCUGAUGGAGAAGAAAUACACCAGGCAAAGUUCACCAGUGAGAGGACACGGUUCAGAAACACUAAGGGCAAGUCUGUGAAGAAAAGCCGGGACUGGAUUCUUGAGAAAAAAGAGCGCAGGCGACGACAGGGCAAGGAGGUACGAGCAGACACGAAAUACACAGGUCGAAAGCGCCGCCCUCACUUCUGAAUUGCUGUGGACACUGCUGACAUGGAAGACUGUGUGUUGGCUUCUCCAGUGAGCCUCCUGUGAAUGGCACAGAUGGGCACCCCAGGCCUGGGACUUGUUGGAACAGGUCACUGUGGCUCUUGCAGGUGUAGACUGGCUCAGGUGCAGCCAAACUGCAAACUGCAAAGCUGCCAGACCUGCUUUCUCUGAAGGCAGUGGCACAGAGUUCUGUCCAAUUGGUGUCUGCCAUGCCAUUGCUUAUUUUCCUAAUGGGGCGGUGAGCCAGAGCAUUAUAUCCAGCUUCUUCACUAAACAGUCAAUGAGUUAGAAGUGUUGCUGGUCUCCUGUGUUGCGUCCUCAGUGCAGGGGAGCUGAGGUGGAAAACAGCACCAGGUUUCCUGCCAGCUUCCCCUCUGCCUGCAGGCAGGUAGCCAGGCAGUAUAAAGGUGUGUGUCCCAUGAGAGCCAGUCUUCCUCUAGGCAGAAUGGCAGAAGUAUUAUCUGAACUUUCCUAUGGUGAUUCCUCCUGCAUCCGCUUCAAAUCAGGCCCACCCUGUAUUCAUUAAUGCUCUGAGGGUGUUGGAAUCUCUAAACUGCAACCCUUGCUGCCUGUCACUUCCUCCCUUCCCUUUAAAUAGAGGUGCCAGCCCAGAGCUUUACAGUUACAAAUGUUUAUUCUACAUAAAAAUUCCACAAAACGGGAA
Messenger RNA from Oxyura jamaicensis (ruddy duck), 1561 nucleotides. It is a transcript of the gene BUD23, whose product is annotated as BUD23 rRNA methyltransferase and ribosome maturation factor. Gene Ontology annotation, biological process: rRNA (guanine-N7)-methylation. The record is from RefSeq and is a predicted model, not a curated record. The transcript is spliced from 12 exons. The coding region runs from base 31 to 879 and encodes 282 amino acids. Gene Ontology annotation, molecular function: rRNA (guanine) methyltransferase activity. Lineage: Eukaryota; Metazoa; Chordata; Aves; Anseriformes; Anatidae. Gene Ontology annotation, cellular component: nucleolus.